AUGCACAGUCACUUACCUUUUAUGUCGGCUCAUUUGUCAACAGUUCUGAAAAUGAAUAUUUUCAUCGAACUACAACUUCCUUUCGAGUCACGUUUCACGCGCCCUCGUCAUGUCGACCGUGAACUGGACCUUUUACCUCCGGGAACUUUCUCGCCGUACAGUACUGAUGAGGAGUGGGAAGAGUUCUACGAGAAAAAGGAACAUUUUGAAAGCCACCACCCGAUGAUGCGUAAACUAUCGUGGAGCUCCUACGGAUGUGAUGAAGAUGUCAAUGAUAAAUGUGUCUCAGGCCCAGUAGGACAUCACCAUUGCGAUUGUGCUGUUGCCCUUGAUUGCGUCAAGGAAUGGGUAUCGGGCUUGAGGUUUACGUUCGCGAGGAGAUGUUACUCUGAAGAAGUGUUACCCACGUGUAGCAAUCGCUCUACUACCACUCAUCAUGAGCCGAUUCGUCCUCAUUCUGCUUUAUCUUGUCUAUCUUUGGAACAAAUACCAAUCUUGGAUGCACCUACUUCAGCUGUUGUGCCAACAAAGUGCGAUCCAGAACAUGGUGAUCUCCGAAGAAAAUCAUCAUCACCGCUAGCACUGCUUUCCGAACCGUGCUCAUCAUCAGAUAAGUGUGCCACAUCGGUCUCAGCUUCUUGGAAACCGGCGAAUUGUUCGUUGCAUUGUGAUUUUUCAUCGCCUACCUUAUGCGAAUUAAGGCGUGAUCGCUACAUGUACCCGAGAGCAUUAUCUGGAUGUCGUCAGCGUGUCUACGCCACCGAAGAACUUAUCGCUGUGGAUCCUCGGCGGCAUCGCCGGCGAGCGAAUUGCGAAUCGGACAUACCAGAGCGGUGGGUUAAGAGAGACGAACAACAUCGUCACGAUUUUUUGAAGCCUGUGCGCUCGUGGUUGGAAGACCGCGCGCAACGUAGCAUCCCAGUGGUAUGGUGCACGAGACCCGAUCGAAGUACAACUCGAUUUUCUCACUCAGAAGGCUUUGAUACGGAUGGAGGUGAACAGGAUUCACAGAUGGUGUCAGUUUUUGCUGGGCAGCGUGAUUGUUCUCUGGAGUAUCCUAUUGCUGUCUAUAAUCCACCACCCACCUGGAAAAUGCUCACUCAAUCGCCAUGUGAUGAACGCAAGAAACAUUCAUCGGACAGGUUGGAGCACUCAUCCGAGCCGUCAGCGUUUCAACCAGUAUUGCAAAGACCGCAACCUAUCAAUCUUAACGCCAUCGAGGUUCAGCUAGAAACGGACGAUGAGUCAGAUAACAAAUUGCCUAGGUGGCCAUUGCUAAAAAAGCUUCGUGAAGCAGAACGUGAGCUGUUAGCAGCCGGUAAUCCACUUGCUAUCGAACGUCAAAAGAUCCGCGAAUACAAUCGUCAGCUCCGCUCUGAGAUACUGCAGGAGCGCGAUGUUCUUGAGGAACAGCUACGUCAUCUGCGUCAGCUCUAUAUGGAAUAUUUCGGUGCUCAACAACUAGUGCAGGCUUCAGGAAUUCAACGGCAGCAACCAAACUGGUGA
This is a messenger RNA of Haemonchus placei, 1506 nucleotides long. The record is from the annotation of a GenBank genome assembly. Lineage: Eukaryota; Metazoa; Nematoda; Chromadorea; Rhabditida; Trichostrongylidae.